GGCCCUCUUGAACCGCGUUGUGUGGACGCCAGUGCUCGUGGUGCCUCCCGGGACAAGCCUCCAGAGCCUGGUGCUCCCUGCUUCGCCCUCUGAAAUCAGACGCGUGGAACCUGCGGUGACCUCCUGCCGCUGCGAUACGGCCAAUCAAUGAAAGGGUUGCCCUCCUCCGAGGAGUCCUCCGCCGCCUCUCCGCAGGCGGAUGCCGGGGAGCCCCAAGUUAUCCGUUUCUACAGACGCCUUCCGGGCCCCGACGGGGCGAUCAAAAACCGGGCCCUCCAAUGCCUCCGGGCCCAGCUGUCGGGCCUACAGGCUGUGGAGACCGAGCUCUGCUUCAAUGUCAACUGGACAGGGGUCUCGGGGCCGACCCCUCAAGAGGAGAAGAAGCUGCGGUGGCUGUUCAGCUGUCCCCUGGAGACGGCGGGCAUCGCCAAGACGUCCUGCCUCCGGCCUGGUCCCCUUGACCUGCUCCUCGAAGUCGGGCCGAGACUGAACUUCUCCACCCCAGCGUCCACCAACAUCACGUCCGUGUGUCAGGUGGCGGGGCUGGGGGCCGUGGACCGCGUGGAGACCACCCGCCGCUACCUCCUCAGGCUGGCCCAGCCCCCGACAGCCCGGGACGAGGCCUCUGCCCUGGCCGCCCUCCACGACCGCAUGACGGAGCAGCUGUUCCCCGAGCCCAUCCGGACCUUCUCCCUGGGGGGGCCCCCCGGCCGCCCCCGCGGCGCCAUCGACGUCCUGGCCGAGGGCCGGCCCGCGUUCGAGAGGGCCAACCGGGAGCUGGGCCUGGCCUUUGACUCCUGGGACCUGGAUUUCUACACGCGGCGUUUCCAGGAGCUUGGGCGCAACCCCAGCACCGUGGAGGCCUUCGACCUGGCCCAGUCCAACAGCGAGCACAGUCGCCACUGGUUCUUCAAGGGUCGCCUGCGGGUGGAUGGCGAGGAGCUGAAGGAAUCGCUGUUUGAGGCUGUUAUGGGGACCCAGGCGUCCUCCAACCCCAACAAUGUCAUCAAAUUCUGUGACAACAGCAGUGCCAUCCAGGGGCGGAAAGUGGGGUCCCUGUGUCCCGAAGACCCCUCCAAGCCCAGCCUGUUCCAGAAGAAGCAGGGGCUGCGGCACGUCAUCUUUACCGCCGAAACGCACAACUUCCCCACCGGCGUCGCCCCCUUCAGCGGAGCCACCACGGGCACCGGGGGCAGGAUCCGGGACGUCCAGUGCACCGGCCGCGGGGCCCACGUGGUGGCCGGCACGGCGGGCUACUGCUUCGGCAACCUCCACAUCCCAGGGUACGAGCUGCCUUGGGAGGACGCCAGCCUCGAGUACCCGGACAACUUCGCCCGGCCCCUGGACGUGGCCAUCGAGGCGAGCGAUGGGGCCUCGGACUACGGGAACAAGUUCGGGGAGCCCGUGCUGACAGGCUUCGCCCGCUCCCUGGGCCUCCGGCUUCCCGACGGGCAGCGGCGAGAGUGGAUCAAACCGAUCAUGUUCAGCGGCGGCAUUGGCUCCAUGGAGGCCGCCCACGUGGGGAAGGAGACCCCUGAGGCCGGGAUGGAGGUGGUGAAGGUGGGGGGACCCGUCUACAGGAUCGGAGUUGGGGGUGGAGCGGCCUCCUCCAUCCAGGUCCAGGGCGACAGCGCGAGCGAGCUGGACUUCGGGGCGGUGCAGCGGGGAGACCCCGAGAUGGAGCAGAAGAUGAACCGGGUGAUCCGGGCCUGCGUGGAGGCCCCCGACGGGAACCCCAUCUGCAGCCUGCACGAUCAGGGUGCCGGCGGCAACGGGAACGUGUUGAAGGAACUGAGCGACCCAGCCGGAGCCGUCAUCUACACCAGCCGCUUUCAGCUGGGCGACCCGACGCUGAGCGCCCUGGAGAUCUGGGGAGCCGAGUACCAGGAAUCCAACGCCCUGCUGCUGCGGCCCACCCGGAAGAGCUUCCUCACCCGCGUGUGCGCCCGCGAGCGCUGCCCUGCCUGCUUCGUGGGCUCCAUCACCGGCGACGGGCGGGUGGUUCUGGUGGACGAUCGGGCGGUGCCCUGUGAUGGCCAAGGGGAUGACCACCCUCUCCCGACCCCCGUGGACCUGGAGCUGGACUGGGUGCUGGGCAAGAUGCCCUGCAAGGAAUUCCCCCUGACCCGGAUGCCCCCUCGGCUGACCGCCCUGAGCCUGCCGCCGUCACUGACCGUGCGCCAGGCCCUGGACCGGGUGCUGAGGCUCCCGGCUGUGGCCAGCAAGCGAUAUCUCACCAACAAGGUGGACCGCUCCGUGGGCGGCCUGGUAGCCCAGCAGCAGUGCGUCGGCCCCCUCCACACCCCGCUGGCGGACGUGGCCGUGGUGGCCCUGAGCCACGGGGAGUUGGUGGGCGCGGCCACGGCGCUCGGGGAGCAGCCGGUCAAGGGCCUACUGGACCCCCGGGCUGCCGCCCGCCUCGCGGUGACCGAAGCCCUGACUAAUCUGGUGUUCGCCAGGGUCACCGACCUGCGGGAUGUGAAGUGCAGCGCGAACUGGAUGUGGGCGGCCAAGCUGCCCGGGGAGGGGGCUGCCCUGGUGGACGCCUGCGGGGCCAUGGUGGCGGUGCUGAAGGCGCUGGGGGUGGCGGUGGACGGCGGCAAAGACUCUCUCAGCAUGGCCGCCCGUGUGGGCGCAGACACAGUGCGUGCCCCUGGCUCCCUGGUGAUCUCUGCUUAUGCCGUCUGCCCCGACAUCACAGCCACCGUGACCCCUGACCUCAAGAACCCCGGAGGGCAAGGCUGCCUCCUGUUCGUCCCUCUGAACCCGGGGCGGCACCGCCUGGGCGGCAGCGCCCUGGCUCAGACCUUCUCCCAGCUGGGGGAUUCGGCGCCGGACCUGGAUGACCCCGCCAGCCUGGUCCGCGCCUUCAGCGUCACUCAGGAGCUGCUCGCCGACGGACUCCUCAGCGCCGGCCACGACGUCAGUGAUGGCGGCCUGGUCACCUGCCUCUUGGAGAUGGCCUUCGCCGGCAACUGCGGCCUCGAGGUGGACAUCGCCGCCACCCCCGGAGCUGACCCGCUGGCCGUGCUGUUCGCCGAGGAGCCGGGGCUAGUCCUGGAGGUGGGCGAGGGUGGCGAGGCCGCGGCCAAGGUCCAGAAGAGCUACGAGGACGCGGGGCUGACCUGCCUGCGGCUGGGCCGCACGGGGCCCCUGGGGCCCCGAUCUGUGGUGUGCGUGUCAGUGAACGGAGAGUCACUGGUGGAGGAGGCCGUGGGGUGGCUGCGGGCGCUGUGGGAGGAGACCAGCUUCCGGCUGGAGCGGCUGCAGGCCGAGCCGGGCUGCGUGGAGGAGGAGGAGGAAGGCCUGAAGGAGCGGGCCGGACCCCGGUACACCCUGCCCCCCGGGGACGGCCCCAUCCCGCUGCCCCCCCAGCCCGGGAGCCCCGUCCCCCGAGUCGCCGUCCUGAGGGAGGAAGGAAGCAACGGAGACCGCGAGAUGGCCAGCGCCUUCCACAUGGCCGGGUUUGAGGUGUGGGACGUGACGAUGCAGGACCUGUGCGUGGGGACCAUCGGCUUGGACACGUUCCGGGGCGUGGCCUUCGUGGGCGGCUUCAGCUACGCCGAUGUCCUGGGCUCGGCCAAGGGCUGGGCCGCGUCCGCCACCUUUAACCCCCGGGCCCGGAGGGAGCUGUCCAGAUUCCGCCGGCGGCCGGACACCUUCAGCCUGGGCGUCUGUAACGGCUGCCAGCUGAUGGCCCUGCUCGGGUGGGUGGGGGCCGAUCCUCCCAAGAAAAGGGCCCGGGAGGAGGAGGAGGAAGAGGAGGCAGAGACCAAGACGGAGGAGGAGGAGGAGGAGGAAGACCCCAUUGCCCGGCCCGGCCUCCACCUGCAGCCCAAUCGGUCCGGACGUUUCGAGUCCCGGUGGGUCAGCCUACGUGUGGAGCCCGGGCCCGCUCUCAUGCUGAAGGGGCUGGCGGGGGCCGUGCUGCCCGUCUGGGUUGCCCACGGUGAAGGCUACAUGCGCUUCCGCUCACCCGAACUGCGCGAUCGACUGGUGGCGUCCGGCCUGGCCCCCCUCCGCUACGCCGACGACGCGGGGGUCCCCACGGAGCGCUACCCGCUGAACCCCAACGGCUCCCCGGGAGGCGUGGCGGGCGUCUGCUCCCCCGACGGCCGCCACCUGGCCCUCAUGCCUCACCCGGAGCGGGCCGUGCGGCUGUGGCAGUGGGCCUGGCGGCCCCCGGCCCUGGACUCCCUGGCGGAGUCGCCGUGGCUCCGGCUCUUCCUCAACGCCCACGACUGGUGCCGGGCCGGGCCGGCCUGAGGCGGAGCCGCCUCCCGCCCGAAAGCCAACGGCCUCCCGGUAAAGUUAGUGUCGGAAAUUUUCUAUUUCCUGCUCCGGGCCUGAGUCUGUCCAGGAGGGGUGGCUCCUGGAGGGCAGCCAGCCCUCUGGGCCUAGGCAGGGGAGGAGCACGUCCACAACUCAUUGAUUGGGUAGGGACUGUCUCUAUAAUGUUGCCAAUUUGUACUUCCCAAGCGCUUAGC
Messenger RNA from Tachyglossus aculeatus (Australian echidna), 4487 nucleotides. RefSeq names its product phosphoribosylformylglycinamidine synthase (gene PFAS). The record is from RefSeq and is a predicted model, not a curated record. NCBI's taxonomy places the organism in Eukaryota, Metazoa, Chordata, Mammalia, Monotremata, Tachyglossidae. Gene Ontology annotation, molecular function: phosphoribosylformylglycinamidine synthase activity. Gene Ontology annotation, biological process: 'de novo' IMP biosynthetic process.